Molecule: messenger RNA, 1503 nt
Organism: Cloeon dipterum
Lineage: Eukaryota; Metazoa; Arthropoda; Insecta; Ephemeroptera; Baetidae
Exons: 9
Coding region: 163-1503 (446 amino acids)
Biological process (GO): proteolysis
Molecular function (GO): cysteine-type endopeptidase activity
Source: RefSeq, a predicted model, not a curated record
GCAGCCAGCAAGCAGUGCGACUUGCGAGUGAGCCGGCUGAGCGAGCAAAAAAGUCUCAUGUGUAGGAUCGCGGAGUGAGAUUCGAGGAGGAAAAAGAAGAAUUGGGUCCACCUUCUGACCUGCUGAGUGCUGAGGCGGUUUCAAUGCGGAUAUUUCAGCACAAUGGAAGAUAUUUUGAAAAAAGGUGAAGAAGAAGGUCGUCCCGUUGAGCAGGCAAACCUAGGUUUCUUUAAAACGGACGCCCAGAUAACUAAAGCAAACGACGUCUUUGUACUUGUCGUCCACUAUGGUUUUGAGAACCAAGAAAUUGCUCGAGAAGGAGAUUCUUUUGACGUGCAGAACCUGAAGACAUCUUUCGGGAAAAACAGGAAUUGCAACUUUCGUGAACUUAAAUCGCCGAAAAAAGAGCAUCUACUCGAUUUACUUGGCGAUCAGGAUAAGCUGCUACGAUUUUUCUCCUCGAAAGAACCUCCAGACGUUUUUCUUCUUUUUGUGCUUUCUCACGGAUAUGAAGAUGGCGUCAUUUAUACCGACUAUUUCCUCGACGAUCAGAAAACGCUCGUUCAUUUCACGACGGAUGAAAUCUUUGAGUCGAUCAAAAAGUUGACCAAGUUCGAAAAAAGCCUCAAACUGAUCAAUUUCGGUCCAUGUCGCGGGUUAUUGGCCGACUCCAAGUUCAACAGGAAUAAGAACGUGUGUGAAGAGUCGUACAAAAACCGUAACACGUGCAGGAUCACGUUCAUUCCCUCAAUUCACAAUUUGGUGCUGUUCUAUUCAACUGUCGAAGCAACGAAAGCGAACACAAGUGAACGUGGGUCGUGUUUUGUACAAAAUUACUGCGACUGUUUGAAUCAGACAGAGGAGAAGCCGUUGUUGGAAUUUCUCUCGAUGGUGCAGAACAACGUGCACUUUUUGUCCAUACCUAAUUUCAAAACAGGCGAAUCCCAGGGUCAGACGCCAGAAGUAAAGAUGUUCACUCAAGACCGGGAAUUCUUCAUUUCAAGAACAAUGAUUUCUCCAGCGACAUAUCAGAGUACUGAUGGAAAAAUGGUGAAGCCAGGGAUAAAAACGACGCAUUCGAAAUCAUUCUCAUGGAAGUCUGACGAAGGACAAAACGUUAGAGGUCGAAACGCUUUCAUCUUGUUUGAGCAACACGAUGCACAAGUGCAAGAACUGGUUAAUUCUGUUCGUAACUUGGACUUUGACACAAGAUCGUUUCAACUAAACAAACUCUCUUUGGACUCGUACUUAAAAUUCUGUAGCGAGUUAGAACACGACGUUGGCUGCAUUUUAACUUGCAUGUUUGGAGAAGUGAGUGAAAAUGAUGCGAAGGAAGUUUGCAUCCUUGUCGACCAAAAGAAGAUGCCAAUCACAGAUAUUCUGCACAGCUUUGUCGGCCCGAAAAAUGCCAAGUGGAUCGGAAAGCCAAAAAUAUUUGUUCUAAUUAAUCAAGGGGCCUUAAAAUAUGAAAAUGUAAGUCAGCACUCAUAUUUUGAUCGUUGA